Messenger RNA from Pecten maximus, 1599 nucleotides. Its product is annotated as basement membrane proteoglycan-like. The transcript has 8 exons. Gene Ontology annotation, molecular function: protein binding. Bases 259 to 1116 code for a protein of 285 amino acids. The record is from RefSeq and is a predicted model, not a curated record. Lineage: Eukaryota; Metazoa; Mollusca; Bivalvia; Pectinida; Pectinidae.
UUGUGGACCACUUAUAACAUGUAUGUGUUUACUUAAAGGCAGCAUCUUCAGUAGCAGCAGUUUAUCCUAGAAACUCGCCAUGGGGAUACUACUAACCGUUUCUAUGUUGUUCUUACUCGUAUGGCUUUCCAGUGGAGCGGGAGUAGGAACAAUUAAGUUUGAGUGGUAUAGCAACCCUACCUACCAGACAGAUGACGGUAACUGCUGUGAUUCGUCCUUUCCUUGUAGACCUGAAAUUUGCGAUCCCUACCUCGUCAUAUGCAUCGACACAGAACCUCCAUCUGGGCUCUUCCUGUGACAGCGUCAGAUGAACAUGGACGGCUGGUGAUUUCAGAGAUUCAGCUCAAUUAUGCUGGUGACUACGUUUGUUCUGCCGUCGGGGUUUACAUAACGUAUAAAGAAUCUGUUAGGUUGGAUGUCAGAAGACUAGUUGGCUCUGACCCGACGCCCUCUCCUGUUGAGCCCUGCGGUGCCGGGAAAUUCGAAAGUCAGAACGGAGAGUGUAUUCCCUCAGAAUACCUCUGUGACAGAGAUCCCGACUGUGUUGACGGCUCUGACGAAGUCUCGUGUCCCGCCGCCGACUACCCGUGUGAUCCGGAUGAGUUCCUCUGUACCAACGGAGUUUGUGCUUGGAAGAUAUGGAGAUGUGACGGUAAUAAUGAUUGUGGGGAUAGAUCUGACGAACACAAUUGUGGAACUGCUCCCCCUGGUGCUCAAUGUCGUGUGAAUGAGUAUGAAUGUUCGACCAACAACCAGUGUGUGCUUGCCGGCUACCAGUGUGAUGGAGAGUUCGACUGUCAGGACAGUUCUGACGAGAUCGGCUGCUCUGAACCUGCAAUUGUCAUUCCCCCUGUGACUCGUAUUGGUGUGGACAUCGGAGGCCGUUUUACCAUUAUUUGUGAAGCCGUAGGUACCCCUACUCCCCUAAUUGUCUGGUAUCUGAACGCGGAAAACAUCCCAGUGGGCGAUCGUGUAUACGUUCAAAGUGCCGACGGCCGGGGAAAUCUGACCAUCACGGACGUUCGCAUUACCGACUCGGGAACCUAUACCUGCGAGGCUAUCAACAAGAAGGGAAUAGUAUUUGCUUCGCCAGAUGCUAUCGUCAGUGUCCGAUGACUGUGAUGUCGAGUUCAAAUGGAGUAGUGAGGGAUUUAUCUCGGCGCAGUAUAUCAUGUUGAAAAGGCACAGAAGUCGAAAAAAGACUAUGAGGAUAUUGCUGCGUCUGUUGAAAGAUUUGUCCAUGGGGUUCAUUAUCAUCAAGUGUUUUUUACAUCAAUCAUGUUUUCCCCGUAAAUUCAGUUUCAAGCUUCAUUAUCUUCUAAAGUGUUACGGAUUAUGAUAUAUCUGGGGGAAAUGACGGUUUACUAAUUAGAAGUUCCACAAAUGUACUAUACACCUCGCUAAGAUCUAGCGAUUAAAAUUGAAAUCACUGUAAUUCAUUAGAAUAGUUUUACCAUGUUAUAUAAAGACAUGUGUAUCAAUGGACUUACAGCCACCAGUUUUUGCCUAUUCAUGAGUCUGUGUUCAUCUUAUGGGUUUUAAUGAUAGUAUGUAAUGUAUGUAUUGGUAAUUUGCUCUGUAGUGAGUUAGGCCUUUUAU